Messenger RNA from Letharia columbiana, 1317 nucleotides. RefSeq lists its product as uncharacterized. NCBI's taxonomy places the organism in Eukaryota, Fungi, Ascomycota, Lecanoromycetes, Lecanorales, Parmeliaceae. The transcript has 5 exons. Bases 1 to 1317 code for a protein of 438 amino acids. The record is from RefSeq and is a predicted model, not a curated record.
AUGCCGGAAAAGCACUUGAUACCCGAGAAGGAGCAAAUCAACUUCACGGGAGAAGAUGAGAUAGAAACCCCCAUCGACUUUGUUACGCUUGGCUCGUGCAUCAUUGACGACAUCUAUCAAGAAUCGCCGCCCAAAUUGUUGUAUUCGAAUGUACUUGGAGGUGCCGGAAUUUACGCAGCUCUUGGCGCGAGGAUUUUCCGGGAAAUCAAAGGCAAUGGGGUGGACUCGAAAUCUGUUGGUAUGAUCGUACAUGAAGGUUGUGAUUUUCCAGUGGAUGCAAAAGUUGAGCUUCAGUCUUGGUGUCUGAGCAGCAUCUUCGUCAGGACGCCGCACAGGUUGACCACUCGCGGGAAGAACGUCUACUCUAAAGAAGGAGUCCGUGACUUUGAAUUCCUGACUCCUAAGAUCCAGGUCGACCACGCAAUGCUCAGUGGUCGUUUCUUGACGUCCAAGAGCUACCACCUCAUCUGCACUCCUAUUCGGUGCAUUGAACUGGUGAAGGGCAUCAUGAGUCGAAGAAAGGCUCUUAAAAACGAACACCCACAAUGGAAUUCUGAUCAAUUCCAGACGCCAUUCAUUGUGUGGGAGCCUAUGGAGCACUGUUGUCGGCCUAGCGAGCUGCAAUCAGUCUUUGAGGCAAUGGAUUUUGUGGACGUAUUUUCGCCCAAUGACCGCGAACUCUUUGCCCUGUUCAACGAAGACAAUCAGGGUGAGGGCACUAUAGCUCAACAAGAUCUCCAACAGUAUUGCAAGACGCUCCUCGCACAAGGGUUCGGACUCAAGCCAAGUGCCGUAGUGGUCCGAAUGGGGGAAGAUGGUUGCUUCGUAGCUUCGCACACCCGAAAUGUUGCAUUGCCAGCGUACCAUACGCCAUUGAAGCACGUAAAACAGGAAGACCGUGCGACCUGGAAGAACAGAGUUACGGAUCCAACUGGGGGUGGCAACGCAUUCCUAGGAGGCUAUUGCAUAGGGUUGCUGAUGGACGAGUGGCGCGAUCUUGGGCCCGGCCUCACUGCAUUUGAAGGUAGUGCAUUAGUGGGCUCCAUCAGCGCCAGUUUCGCCAUCGAGCAAUCCGGAAUGCCAACGUUAAGUUACCAUGAAGGGAAAGAGCUGUGGAACGGUGAACGAAGUCUCGAUCGCUUAGACGUGAUGCGGGAGAGAGUCGAGAAGCUCGAUAUCACCAAAGUCUCUGGCGAGUUGUUCGACAAAUUUUCACCAUGGGAGGUCUCAAAGAGAUCUGCGGCGACUGGUACAACCUCACAACGUCUCGUACAUAGGCGAAGCACAAUAAAAGACGCGAGAACGCGGAUUUCAUGA